UUCUACCUUCAACGUAACAGCAAAUCAAAAGCAAUAGUUUAAAAACAAAAUCUGGAUUUCAAUCUUCGUCGUAUGCAUAAAAUUAUUUAUUUAUUUUUCUAGAUUUCUCUCUAAUGUUGGUUUAGCGAUGGCGUUGAAAUCCUCAGGCAGGAGAAGGCAGCUCUCAUUCGAGAUUUUAAGCCAGAGUAGUUCUGUAGAAGGAGAACUCCGAUCUUCGCUUCACCGAUCGGGUUCAGAUCCGACCGAACUCCAAAACGGCGUCGCUAAACCGUCCCGGAGUAGUCGGAAGAAGAAGAGACAGAGGAAGAGGAAGGAGUUCACGUCUGAUUCCGCGGUGAUCCCGGAAGAUCCGGUCGCGGAAAAGCGCGGAAGCAGUAGCCCCGCCGCCUCCGUGUUGGAUUCCGAGAAUUAUGGGAUCAGGGAUAAUGGAAGCGUCAACAGGAUCAGUUAUGUCGGCGACGGGAGCGUCGUGGUUAUGGAAGAGAGCGUUUGUCAGAAUGUGUGGGGUUUUGGGGAAUUGAGACAGAGGAAUGUCAUUGGAGGAGGUGAGGAGACGGAGAAGGUGGCGUCCAGGACGGAGGAGGGUCUUGUGGGCAUGAGUAUUCAGAAGGAUCCGUUGCCGCCGGCAUCGCCUCAGCCAGUGGCUAAUGCGAAUGUGGCUAAGAAGCUGGAGACAGCUGAGUCGUUGGAUUGGAAGCGUCUUAUGUCAGAGGACCCCAAUUUCCUUUAUUCGUUGGAGAAAUCACCGGCAAAAUACUUUUUGGAUGAAAUGUAUAGUGGAAAUUCAUUGCGAAGGACAACAACAUUUGGUAGUGAGAAAGAACGAGAGAGAGUGUAUGACACCAUCUUCCGCUUGCCAUGGAGAUGUGAAGUGCUUAUAGAUGUUGGCUUCUUUGUCUGCUUUGAUUCGUUUCUGUCCUUGUUAACUAUCAUGCCAACAAGGAUUAUGAUUAAGCUUUGGAGGUUCCUGGCUACAAGGCAGUUCAAGAGGCUUUCUGCGGCAGAGCUGUGUGAUUUUGGCUGCUUUCUUAUUCUGGCCUGUGGAGUCAUUCUCUUGGGACAAACAGAUAUCAGCCUAAUAUAUCAUAUGAUUCGUGGGCAGGGAACAAUCAAACUCUACGUGGUCUACAAUGUGUUUGAGAUAUUUGAUAAAUUAUGCCAAAAUUUUGGUGGAGGUGUGUUUCAAACCCUGUUUAAUUCUGCAGAAGGACUAGCAAAUUGCUCUCAGGAAAACAUGAGAUUCUGGAUCCGUAGAUUUGUUUCUGAUCAAGCAUUGGCUAUGGCUUUCUCAAUUCUCCAUUCUUUUAUUUUAUUAGCUCAGGCAAUUACGUUAUCUACUUGCAUUGUCGCUCAUAAUAACGCACUAUUUGCUUUGCUGGUAUCCAAUAACUUUGCUGAGAUAAAAAGCAAUGCCUUUAAACGCUUUAGCAAGGAUAACAUCCACAAUCUCGCAUACGCAGAUUCAAUAGAGCGAUUCCACAUUUCAGCAUUCCUCGUAUCCGUAUUAGCUCAGAAUAUCCUGGAAGCUCAGAGUCCUUGGUUUGAAAGUUUUUUUUUUAACGCUUUCGUGGUUUUCUUCUGUGAAAUGUUAAUUGAUAUCAUAAAACAUUCAUUCCUUGCCAAGUUCAAUGGUAUCAAGCCCAUUGAAUACUCGGAAUUUCUUGAAGAUCUGUGCAAGCAGACGUUAAAUAUGCAAACUGAAGAUAACAAAAAAAAUCUCACUUUUGUUCCUCUUGCUCCAGCUUGUGUGGUCGUUCGAGUGCUGACUCCGGUAUAUGCUGCUCACCUGCCGUACAGUCCCUUGCCGUGGAGACACUUUUGGAUCCUUUUCUUGAUCUCGGUGACCUAUAUCAUGCUCACAAGCCUAAAAGUGAUGAUAGGCAUGGGCCUUAAAAAACAUGCAACUUGGUAUGUCGAUAGGUGUCGUAAAAGAAAACACCAUCUCCACUUUGAAUGAUUCGAAACAAUAUAAGGUGAAUAUCAUCAGAAAAGUUCGGUUGCAUCAUUUCUAUGCUUCCAUACGGCUACGGAAGUUUCGACCGGAACUCGUGAAUCAAGUAGCAGGAUGCAACAUAGAUUUGAGAUACGGCGAACCGAGUCCGAAAGAGCAAGUUGUCUACUCUUGAUACUGGGAUUUACAUGUAUCUGGCUCUUCGGGUCCCCCCCCCCGGCCCCCCCAAAAACAAA
Molecule: messenger RNA, 2187 nt
Organism: Hibiscus syriacus
Lineage: Eukaryota; Viridiplantae; Streptophyta; Magnoliopsida; Malvales; Malvaceae
Product: protein POLLEN DEFECTIVE IN GUIDANCE 1-like
Exons: 11
Coding region: 128-1957 (609 amino acids)
Biological process (GO): maintenance of protein localization in endoplasmic reticulum
Cellular component (GO): endoplasmic reticulum membrane
Source: RefSeq, a predicted model, not a curated record